Messenger RNA from Sporothrix brasiliensis 5110, 1626 nucleotides. RefSeq names its product urea transport protein. Bases 1 to 1626 code for a protein of 541 amino acids. The transcript is spliced from 4 exons. Gene Ontology annotation, biological process: transmembrane transport. Gene Ontology annotation, molecular function: transmembrane transporter activity. Lineage: Eukaryota; Fungi; Ascomycota; Sordariomycetes; Ophiostomatales; Ophiostomataceae. The record is from RefSeq and is a predicted model, not a curated record. Gene Ontology annotation, cellular component: membrane.
AUGGGACAGCCGUCAUUUCAGGCUUCCAAUGCCAUCAUCUACCUGACAUAUGGCGCUUUUCUAGUGCUCGGCACCGGCAUCGCGUGGCGCCUGCGCAAGCAGACCAAGAACAGCGAUCUGCUGGCCGGCAACAGAACGCAGACCGCCCUCGGUUCCGGUAUUCUGUUCUCGUACCCCCAGCUGGCUGUUAUCUCGGGUCUUCAGGGCGUCCUCGUCUACGCCCUGUCGUCAGCCCUGCCGCUGUUCGUCUUCGCCGCGCUCGGCCCGGCCAUCCGCCGCAAGUGCCCCGACGGCUUCGUCCUGACCGAAUGGACGCGCCAACGGUAUGGUCUCCCUGCCGCCAUCUUCCUCGGUUUCCUGACUCUGGCCACGCUCUUCCUCUACAUGGUGGCUGAGCUGUCGGCCAUUGGCCAGGUGGUCACUGCGUUGACCGGCCUUGAUGGCCUUCCGGUUGUCAUUGUGGAAGUAGUUGUAACGACCAUCUACACAGCUGUCGGCGGUUUCCGCAUCUCGUUUCUUACGGACAACGUCCAGGGCGCUUUGGUCCUCGGCCUCAUCAUCAUUGCGUCCAUUACUGUCGGCGCGAAGACCCACAUAAGUCACCAGGAUGUGAUUGACUCCGGCCUGCUCGAAGCCAACCUGCUUGGCUGGCAGCUGCUGUAUAUUUUGCCCAUUGCUAUCCUGACCAACGACUUCUUCCUGUCCAACUUCUGGCUGCGCACCUUCGCCUCGCGUACGGACAAAGACCUCUGGAUCGGCGUCUCGUUGGCGGCUUUUGCCAGCCUGAUCAUCCUCACUCUGGUUGGUGUUGGCGGCCUCGUUGCGGUCUGGUCUGGCGCAUACCCUGGCGAGGGUGUCGAUCCUGCGGAUGCCGACAGCAGUGUCGCCUUUUUCCUGCUUCUGGCUGAACUACCCAGCUGGGUCGUUGGCAUCGUCCUCGUCAUGUCCGUCAGCCUGUCCACGGCGGCGUUUGACUCACUUCAGAGCGCCAUGGUCUCGUCUGCCUCCAACGACAUCUUCCGCAACCGCCUUGGCCCUAUGUACAUCCGCGCUGGUGUGGUCCUGAUUAUCGUGCCUGUCGUCGUUCUGGCUCUCAAGACCCCUAGCAUCCUGCAGAUCUACCUCAUUUCCGACCUGGUGUCUGCCUCGACCAUCCCUGUGCUUAUUUUUGGCCUUUGGGAUCGCUUCUCCCUAUGGAACGGCACCGAUGUCAUCGUCGGUGGUCUCGGCGGCCUGCUGACCGUUUUCAUCUUCGGUACCAUCUACUACGGCGACGCCUUGACGGGCGCCCAGCUGCUUCUGCUCGAGCAGGGUUUGUACGAGGGCGACUGGGGUGCCUUUGGCGCCUUUGUGGCUGCGCCAAUUGGUGGCAUCCUCUUCGGCUGCGGAUCGUUCGUUCUGCGCAUGGCCUUUGAGUUCUUCCGUGCCCGCACCCAGGGCCGCCCCUUCCAGCCAAUCAACCCGCGCGCCCACGAGAUUGGCGCCCAUGCUAGCAGCAGCGACCUUGGUGCUGAUGCCGGCAACACCGUCACCACUGUUCCCGCCGGCACCUACACCGGCGCAUCUGGUCCCAGCAUUGACGCUUACGAAGAAACGUCGGGUCGCAAAGGCCCCAAAGACUUUUAG